CAGCAAUUAGAUAGAUUGCUGCAGUGGUUGAUAGGAGGUAAAUUAUAAUCCAACCUGUGCACAUGACUUCCACAAUUAUCUACAUAUAGAUAAUAAAUCUGUUCCCUAUUUAGACAUUAAUAGAUACGUUGACCGGAGAUGACAGAUAUAUUCACGGUUAUACCUACUCCUUACAUAUGUACACAUCCUUCACGUGACUCGGUUGACAUCACAUGACGUCGAGAUAGCGACACAAGUUCCAAGUUGACAGAAAGAUGUAGACAGCUAACGUGACAGGAUGACAGCCUUUUCCCAACACUUCAAAAUGUCACAGCAGCAUUAUCGGACACUGUCCCGGCUGAGUGUCGUUGUGGCGAGUGGUGUAGUCGUACUGUUAUGUAACCGAAUUGUGGGGUUGUUUGAUUCACCGCACACCUGGGCAGGUAUGUCUCCAAAUGGACAAAGUCACACUGCACGGGGUCUGAAAUGGAUCGGGGAAGACCCCUUGUUGAAACCACACAACUUAAGGGACGACAGUAAUGUGGAGUGUCGUGAUUUCCACACAAUGCCUAAUGUGACGGACAUCUGUAAGUUUGUGAACGCCACAGAUGACUGCCAGAUCGGCGAGGGUUUCAUCGACUACACCGUGUUUGUGUAUUGCACUCUGGGUAAUCUGGUUCCACUGGCGCUGGUCAUACUUUUUAUGUGGUGGCUGUUCCUGUUCAUCUGUCUGGCGGUCACUGCGGAUGACUUUUUCUGUCCGUCGCUGACCGUCAUAUCGAAGACCCUGAGGCUCAGUCACAAUGUGGCCGGGGUGACAUUUCUGGCAUUUGGAAAUGGAGCCCCAGACAUUUUCUCCGCCAUCGCAGCUAUUGGCAGCGCCAAGAAUGGUGACGCAGGAAUGGCAGUGGGAGCUCUGUUCGGUGCGGGUGUAUUUGUGACGACCGUAGUUGCUGGGGUCAUUGCUGUUGUCUGCCCCUUCGAUGCCAUGCAACGCCCCUUCCUCCGUGAUGUCAUCUUCUACCUGGCUGCUGCUUUCUGGACUUUCUACAUUCUGUGGAAGAAAACGAUAACAAAGUUUGAAGCAUUAGGCUUCAUAGGCCUGUAUGUGUUCUAUGUGCUUGUGGUCGUCAUCGGCAGAUAUAUAUACCAGCGGGAACGGCAGCGACCUGAGGAGCAGACGAUCAUAGUGGCGCCACCAAGUGAGAAAUCAGAUACAGGGGACCUGGGAGAUUCAGAGGACGGUCCCCUCCGUUCUGCAUUGUCUGACAAUGGAGCAGAUGGCACCAACUCGUCUCCGAAUCCCUAUAACAUUCAGGAAGAACUGUUGCAAGCCACCGUUUCCAUAGACACCAGAGCCUCAGCUCUUGAAAGAAGCCCGCUACUGGAACAUGCCCAGGUUGAAAACUACACUCUGCCAAAGAAGAGUUCUUCAGAAGGGGAAGACAACUCUACAUUCAUGGAAUUCCUAGAAGCUGUAAACCCCAUUGAUAUAGAGAACUGGCCUGACAAGAGAUUUUAUUCAAAAGGUUAUGAAAUUUUCAAGUGCCCAAUCCUGCUGUUGCUGAAACUCACCAUCCCUGUGGUGGACUACGACUGCGGCGACGACAACCACAACUGGAACAGACACCUCAACUCCCUACACUGCCUCACUGGGCCUGUGUUCGGAGUUCUCGCUACUAAAGUUGGGUUUAUGAAGCUGGGCGGUGUGUUCCCUAUGUGGGGCCUGGUGAUGGUCGUGGGGGCCGUCCUCAGCCUCACAGUCUUUUGUGUCACGGGGAACGACAACAAGCCCAGAUUCCACGCAGUGUUUGCCUACUUGGGUUUCGUUGUCGCUGUCGUCUGGAUCUACUCCGUCGCUAACGAGAUUGUCAACAUUCUGCAGACGUUUGGCAUAGUGUUCAACAUCAGUAAUGCUAUCCUGGGGCUGACGUUCCUGGCCUGGGGCAACAGUGUCGGAGAUCUCAUAGCUGACUUCGCCAUGGCGCGGCAAGGGUACCCCAGGAUGGGCAUCUCGGCCUGCUUCGGUGGGCCACUGUUCAACAUGUUGCUUGGCAUCGGAAUCCCCUUCACUAUUGGGACGUUCAAGAGGGGAGGCAACUACGAGCUUCGACUGACGCUGGUGGAGCUGAUCCUCGCUGGCUUCCUCUGUCUCAGUCUUGUGUCCUCACUCAUCAUUGUGCCUCUGUCCAAGUUCCGAAUGUCAAGGCCGUACGGAAUAUUCCUCUUUAUCCUAUACGGGGUCUUCAUUGUGGUGGCCAUGUUGGCAGAAACCAAUGUCAUCCAUGCCAACGUGUGAUGGGUUCUUGCAGCCGUCUCCAUGACAACAGAUUAUAUUGCAGCAAUCACCAUGACAACAGAUCCACACUGCUACCAUGUCAUGGUUGAUACAUUCCAGACAGCCGUUGCCAGGAUAUACCUGCCUUGGUACUCAGUUGAACUUUGUAUUGGUUUCUUUUGAACUGUUGCCAUGGUAACAUGCACACAUAGAAAAAAAACAAUCUACCCCCGUAGCUUUCUAUUCAGUUAUUAUCUCGGAAAAUACAGACGGUUUGUGGUCUCUGUCUGUGUCUUUGAACCUGUGUGUGUGUGACUGUGGUUUUUCGUGAGCCUCUGUGGGUCUUUUUGGGUCUUUGUGAGCCUGUGUUGGUGACUACGGGUCUCUGUGACCCCAUCGGUCUUUAUGAGCCUCUGUGGGUCUCUUUGAGCCUGUGGGUCUUUGUGAGUCUGUGUGUGACUGUGGGUCUCUGUGAGCCUGUGAGUCUAUGUGAGCCUGUGGGUCUUUGUGAGCCUGUGUGGGUCUCUGUGAGUCGGUGUGAGUGACUGUGGGUCUCUGUAAGCCUGUGUUGGUGACUGUGGGUCUCUGUGAGCCUGUGUGGGUCUCUGACUGUGUUGGUGAAUGUGGAUCUCUGUAAGCCUGUGUUGGUGACUGUGGGUCUCUGUAAGCCUGUGUUGGUGAAUGUGGGUCUCUGUGAGCCUGUGUGGGUCUCUGACUGUGUUGGUGAAUGUGGAUCUCUGUAAGCCUGUGUUGGUGACUGUGGGUCUCUGUAAGCCUGUGUUGGUGAAUGUGGGUCUCUGUGAGCCUGUGUGGGUCUCUGUGUUGGUGAAUGUGGAUCUCUGUAAGCCUGUGUUGGUGACUGUGGGUCUCUGUAAGCCUGUGUUGGUGAAUGUGGGUCUCUGUGAGCCUGUGUGGGUGACUGGGUCUCUGUGAACCUUUGUGGGUCACUGACUGUGAGUGACUGUGGGUUUAUGUGAGUGAAUGUGGGUUUCUUUGAGCCUGUGUUGGUGAAUGUGGGUCUCUGUGAGCCUGUGUGGGUCUCUGACUGUGUGAGUGACUGUGGGUCUGCGUGAGUGAGCCUGUGGGUGUCAUGUUGAUGUUUACUUAUGAAAGUUCAAUAGAAUUAGAUGUACAUUGUAUUUAUGUAUAUUUAUGAUGUGUUAUACAUUGAUAUACUCCCAUGCCAGUGUGAUAUAGAACAUACUGAUAUACAGUGUUCAUGUAAUAUAGAGCAUGUAUAUUAUGUUACAUUAUAUAUCUUUAAUGUUAAAGAAAAACUAUCCUGAUGCACACAAUACUCUCAUGAUUCUGUCUCAGAUCUCAUUUCUAUUUAAUACUACAUUUUGGAUAGUCUUGUAUCAUGAUAUAGGUCCAUAUGUAUCGUGUCUUGUAUUGAAGACCAUGUAUCAUGGAGCACAUCAGUUUGGGUGUAUCAUUACGUCCUUGAUAACGAAUGCCACAAUGUUGGCACAGUCCUGAGUAUUGGUUGGUAGAUUAAUAAGUGAAAGUUAGAAUGGCCUUUCUCAUUUGAAUUAUUAAUACCAUAACAAUUAAUAUGAUUAGGGUUAUUUUGUUAACAAUAUCUUUAUAUCAGUUUGAGUGAGAAAUAAUAUGAAAUAUGGAUGGAAUGUCAAAUACUUGAUAUCCUUCUCCACAAACACGAAUAUUCCUCAUACAACACGUGUCACAGCCUUGUAGGGACCUACUCUACUUCAACGCCACUAUCAUGUUCAAUGACUUAAUACCAUGCAGCUGAAUUAAGUUUGUAUUCUGUUUAAGAAGUUCUUUAUAGUCAUCAAGUGUUUUAUUACAAUUGCUUUUCUAAUAGGAGGACAUGGAUGUCUUUGUCUUCCUGGUAUUUUGAAUCACUCAUGUUUUGUCGGUGAGUUUGUGAUAAGUGUCAUGUAUGUUUAUAUCCUGUAUACAUUACCUCCCUGUCAAAAAUUAAACAAGUAUAUCCCAUCAAAUGUUCAUGAGGAAAAUGAGGAACAGGUGUCCCAGUUGUCUAACGUGCAGAGUUGUGUCCCCUGGGCAUGUCAGAAACCUAUGACCGUGGGUUAGAAUUCUGGGAUGCCCGAUUAUGUUUCUAGGUUUGUCAGCACCAUGUCCCUGCUUGUGGAUUUCACAAAAGUGGGAAACGUCCAAGACCUGCUUCACUUCGGGCUUUCCUUCCACAUUAAGUGAUGUAACUAGAUACUGUUCAUAGUGGAGUUAAACCCAACUCAUAAUGAAAAGGGAUUAUUCUAAGAAACCAUGUGUUUCUGUAAACAGGGGCUUGUGUCCUUACCAUAUAGAUAACUCUAUAAAUUCUUUUACUUUUGGGGUGGGGAGGGGUUGGAUAGUAGAGGAUAGCUCAAGAGAGCUUUUCCUUUUCCCAAGAGCAGGGGACAUAACUCUGUAUGGAGAAUCAAUCUACUAAUUAUUUGCUCUGUUUUGAGGGGUGUUUGGCUGGGCCUUAGCAAGAUCUAGCCACUGUUUACCAGCUGGUGUAUGCUGUCAGUGUCACACACACACCCUGAAACUCCCCCGUCGCACAAUACUCGUACCAGGUGCAAUAAAUAUAUGAAUAAAGAUUAUUUUUCUUAA
Molecule: messenger RNA, 4843 nt
Organism: Haliotis rufescens (red abalone)
Lineage: Eukaryota; Metazoa; Mollusca; Gastropoda; Lepetellida; Haliotidae
Product: mitochondrial sodium/calcium exchanger protein-like
Exons: 17
Coding region: 278-2278 (666 amino acids)
Biological process (GO): transmembrane transport; intracellular calcium ion homeostasis; monoatomic cation transport
Cellular component (GO): membrane
Molecular function (GO): calcium:sodium antiporter activity
Source: RefSeq, a predicted model, not a curated record